Solanum lycopersicum (tomato) is the source of this 4038-nucleotide messenger RNA. Its product is annotated as G-type lectin S-receptor-like serine/threonine-protein kinase SD2-5. Gene Ontology annotation, biological process: protein phosphorylation. Lineage: Eukaryota; Viridiplantae; Streptophyta; Magnoliopsida; Solanales; Solanaceae. Gene Ontology annotation, molecular function: ATP binding; protein serine/threonine kinase activity. The record is from RefSeq and is a predicted model, not a curated record.
GAGGUCAUAUCCCCCAAAAAAGGCACAACUUAGGAAACAAUGUUUGCAGAAAAGAGACUGUAUUUUCCUAUCCUUCUCCUCUUUUUUCCGUCUCGAUUUGCUAUAUCGCAAUCUGUACGGGACUACAACACCACUCUUUCGAAUUCUACAGCAGGGCUUGCCGGGGUUUCCUCUUUCUGGAUCAACAGGCCCUCUCUUAUUGUCAAUUCCACCAACGACUUCUUUGAAUUGGUGACACCCAUACUUCAGCGGGAAAAUGCUGGCCCACGAUUUCUCUGUGGCUUCUACUGCAGGUACAAUGCCACAGAAUGCCUUCUUGGUAUUCUUUUGUACCACAACAAAUACAAUGAUGAGAGCAGUGUGAUAGAUAAACCCCAGUUAGUUUGGUCUGCUAAUAGGAACCAUCCAGUGAAAUUCAAUGCAACCUUGGAACUAGGCCAUGAUGGCAACUUGGUCUUGACGGACGCUGAUGGCACUCUUGUUUGGUCCACUAAUACUACUGGCGAAUCUGUUUCUGGCUUAAACUUAACAGAAAUGGGAAAUCUUGUGCUCUUUGAUAAGAGAAAGCGCACAAUUUGGCAGUCUUUUGAUCAUCCUACGGAUUCUUUGCUUCCAGGGCAGAAAUUGGUUUCCGGGCGGAAGCUCAUAGCAAGCGUUUCAGCAACCAAUCAUAGUCAAGGUUUGCUUGCUCUGACUGUUCUCAAUGGAAGCUGGGCUGCUUAUACAGAUACUGUUCCGCCUCAAUACUACUACACUUCAUCCAAUGCUGAUAGUUCUUAUUACAGUUUUGAUGGCCAAAGUUUUACUGCUUUACACUAUCCUACUAAAUCAAAAGCUCAAUUCAUGAAGAUUGGGCCUGAUGGGCAUUUAAAGGAAUACAAAUGGUCUCUAGUUGAUUGGAAUGAAGUAUCUGACAUUUUGUCGCCAUAUGUACAUAACUGUGGGUACCCAAUGGUAUGUGGAAGUUAUAGCAUUUGUACAAAUAACGGGCAAUGUACUUGUCCGCCACAGGAAAACUUCUUCAGGCCAUUUUCUGAGAGGGAACCAGAUCUUGGAUGUUCACAGCUGACUUCCAUUUAUUGCAACUCCUCGCAGUAUCAUAGUUUUGUAGAGCUCAAGAAUACUACAUAUUUUGUAUUUCAGUUCAAUCAUGAACUAAGUUCGAAGAUAUUUUGGCUUGAGGGGAAAAAGUUGGAAGAUUGCAAGAGGGCCUGUCUGAGAAACUGUUCUUGCAAAGCUGCUGUUUUUGAAUAUGAUUGGAAUGGGGCUCAAAGAGGCAACUGUUUGUUACUGAAUGAAGUUUUCUCUCUUAAAGACAGCAAAGAAGGAAGAGGCAAUACAGUAUUUCUAAAGGUGCAGAAUUCCUCAAAGGGGCAGACUCAGUCUCUAAUCAUUCCUGGAGGAAAGAAACCAAGACCUUUCAAAGUGAUAACAGGAUCUACUCUUGCAGCUUUCUUUGGGAUAAUUUUAAGCAUAGCUACUUGCUUUGUUAUUUUCAGAAAGAGGACACGUGAGUCCCGAAAGGUUGCGGAUAUUUUGGAUCUAGCACCAAUCUUACCCGGAAUCCUAACUCGAUUUUCUUACAAUGAGCUGAAAAUAAUUACAGAUGAUUUCAGUAGAAAGCUGGGGGAAGGAGGAUUUGGCUGUGUUUAUGAAGGAACACUGAGAAAUGGCACUAAAAUAGCUGUGAAGCAUCUGGAUGGUGUAGGUCAAGUAAAGGAAUCAUUCUUAACAGAGGUAAAGGCGGUCGGUGGCAUUCACCAUAUCAAUCUGGUAAAACUCAUUGGAUUUUGUGCCGAAAAAACCCACAGGCUUCUAAUCUAUGAGUACAUGGUGAAUGGAUCGCUGGAUAGGUGGAUUACACAUGAAAAUCGAGAAAAUGGGCUUACGUGGAGCACAAGGCAGAGGAUAAUAUCAGAUAUCGCGAAAGGAUUAGCGUAUCUACACGAGGAUUGCAGCCAUAAGAUAAUUCAUUUGGACAUCAAACCACAAAACAUCCUUCUAGAUCAGUACUUCAAUGCUAAGAUAUCAGAUUUCGGGUUGUCGAAGCUAAUUGAUAAAGACAAAAGCAAAGUUGUGACUAGAAUGAGAGGAACACGGGGUUAUUUAGCCCCUGAAUGGUUGAGCUCGGUUAUCACUGAGAAAGUUGAUGUUUAUGCUUUUGGAAUUGUCCUCCUGGAAAUUCUGUGUGGGCGAAAGAAUUUGGAUUGGUCUCAACAUGAUGAAGAAGAUGUCCAUUUGCUAAGUGUCUUUAGGCGAAAAUCGGAACAAGAGCAGCUCAUGGAUAUGGUUGACAAAAAUGAGGAUAUGCAGCUCCACAGGGAAGCAGUGACUGAAAUGAUGAGCCUCGCUGCAUGGUGUCUACAGGGAGAUUUUUCCAAGAGGCCUUCCAUGUCAUUGGUGGUUAAGGCAUUGGAAGGUUUGGUGACUGUUGAAACCAACUUGAAUUAUGAUUUCACACAUGUACCUGAGGUUGGAGCAGGCAACCAACAGAGGGAAGUCAUUAUCAGUUCAAAAUUUCCUUCAAUUUUAUCAGGACCAAGGUAAACAAUAUGCUUAUGAUUUUGGAUUUAAAGGAACCAAAUAUGGUUGCAUAAUGUCAAAUAUUACAACGUGUUGAAUUCUAGCAUAACUUUUUUUUUUGACAAAAAAAAAAAGUUAUGCUAGAAUUCAAAACGUUGCAAUACAUUUUUUAUGGUGUAUGAGACUAUAAUUCAUGUAAUGUAAUGUUCAGUAACUUCUAUACUAAAUUUUUGAGCUUCAUGUAGAGGCUUCUCAAUUCGUGUGUGAAAAUAAGUAUAACAUUGUAUGUGUUGGUCCAGCUACUGAAUUCAAAUGGUAGUAUGCAGUAAGCUUUAUUGUAUUAUGCUAUUGGAAAAGGCCAUUUUCUUGUUUUUUCGUGAGAUACACACCUAUCAAAUGAUCCAUUAACCAUGUAAGCCUGUGUAUUAUGUAUGCUAAUAUGAUUUGGUUCGGUUGGUUUCUCUUUAUCCAAUCUUAGCACAUUCAAUACGUCGAGAGGCAUCACAACACAAAAGCAUCUGUGCUGUCAUUUUCCAAACUUCUGUGCCAUAAAUUCCCAAGUCCAAGUCACUUGUUAUUCCACUCUACACAAUACCUUAGUCAAUACACACAGGGCCGUGCCUCAGAAAAAAUUUCUUCAAUGUACUAUAUUUUUCCAAACUUAAAUUUGACUAUGGGUGAGUUCACAUAUUCGGUUGGAAGGAAAAUGUUUUCUAGAAAAAUAAUGAGACCGGGUUCUAUCUUUCCACUAAUGGGACCAUUUCCAAGUUACAAUUACGUUAUUGUUCAACCUCGCAGACAAAUCAAGGUCACUACAGCUUUCAUUUACCUCAUGUUAUGCUUCCGAUCCUCACUCCUCUGUAUUUGAGGUGCACAACCUCCUACUCAUCGAGGCCUAGCACUUGUCCCAAAGCAUUAUUCAUUUUUUGAGGCUACUUGAUUCGGCAAGUGAGUUGCUACACACUCCUUAGGGAUUUCAACUUUCUUGAUAUGAAUAAGUUGUUGCAUCUCUUCGCAUAGAUUCAGACUAACCUAUCAUUUUAUUUAUUUAUUUUGCUUGAAGAAAAAAACAUGGAACUCCAUAUAACUUGUUGGAAGUAAACUAGGAUUAUAAUGGUACUAAACACAAUGCAAAUGAUGCAAAGCAUACAUAGAUACAAAUUUCAAUUAUUCCGAAGAGAAAGAUAAUCUACCUAAGCGCGCAAGCAAAAACAAUGAUCUACCUGGGAGCAUAAGACGUUCAUACUGCUCCAAGGAAACUUUGCUGGUGCAGCGCCAACAUCACUACGUUCUCCACCACGGCCACGACCAAAUCUCAACUUCAAAACCGUAGAGGGUCUCUUUUUAUCUCAAUCUUGGAAGCAGAGGGGAUGGUUUUGAGGGAGAUCGGCAUGAGAAGUUUAAUCGGAAGAUUUGCGAAAUUCACAGUUCUUCUGCCCAAUUCACAAUAAUACGAAUUACCUUGACAGAACUACAAAGUCGAUCGAAACGCAAGUUUCGAAGAAAGCAGAUGGC